AUGGCGCACGAACACAGCUCCCUAUGGUGGCCCGAGGAGCGCAUCAAAUCAACCCUCAACACAAAAUAUAUCCUCAGUCGUCUCCGACCAGAGAAUAUCCCCCGGCUUUUCGAAUUACCAGACUGGGGCGAAGGAUUAACCAGCGGGACGUACAUGGAAUGGAUCCUCACAAAAGCAGGCCGUGUCUUUAUGAUCCUCGAUGCUAUCGGUAUACCCGAUCGGAUCUUCGCGCUAGUAGAUGAAUCAUGCGACGAUGAUGAUCUACCCGUCGCACAACAUAGUGUCGAUUUACUACACUUGUCACCAGACGGAGAAGACAUCGCCCUCGAGACGACUUUCUUUCAUGCACAAUGGCGUUUCCUCGUUCGUGGUAUACCAGAGGGAGAACAUGUCGUCUAUACAGAGAAUGAGGGUGUUCCCGUCGAAGCGGUCCGCACAAAUACCAGUGGAAUACAUGGCCGUGAUGAUACGGUCGAUAGGGUUGUUCUCGCUGGCUCGGUCUGUCGAGUCUACAUGCGCACCCAAGUGCAAGUCGGCGGCGCACCGUAUUUCUUCUCGGCGGAUGAGGUUCUCGCUGAGAUCCGCAGCCUGAAAAGACUAUCGCACGAGCAUAUCGUCUCCGUCUACGCUUCCUAUCUAAAAGACGACAGUGUCUCGGUGCUGUUCACAGGUGCAACCGCAGAUCGAAAUCUCCACAGCUUCCUAACAGACGAACCGGUGUCCUUCAAACGACUAGAAAAAGAACAACGGCGCCAGAUCCUAAUCACCUGGCCACACUGUCUGGCAUCGGCAGUCUGCUGGCUACAUGCACGCGGCCACUCCCACGGCGCAAUCCGCCCAUCCAACAUCUUCAUCGACGCAAACUUCCACAUCUGUCUCGGUCAAUUCCAAGCUCUCGACUCCCUCCUAACCCCACCACACGUCAACGACCUCGAAGCAUACGAUUACUCUGCACCAGAGCGCUGGACUCGUCCCACAGCCCCGAUCCAAAAACAACCACAACCAACACAAACAAUCCUUCCCUCAGGAGGACGUACAAAGCGAAGACAAAAACAAACCCGUCUAGCCCUAUCCCCCCUAAACGAAAGCAGUUCCGCAGAACCAAGACCAAACUCCGCAUCCUCAAAACGAACAGUCAUCCGAAUAGGCCUACCAAACUCUCCAUCCCAUUUCUCCCUCGCCUUCUCAUCAUCCUCAUCAUCCUCAGGAGCCUCCUCAACAGCAUCAUCAAUCUACACAGACGCAACAGCAACAUCCCCCCAACCAAAAAAGCACCGUCUCACAUCAUUCUGGUCUAGAAAAACAAAAAUCCUAAGACCACCAUCAAUAAUGUCAACAUCAACAUCCUCCUCAUCAACAACACAAUCAACCCAAACAUCCCCAAUCUCCCCACCCCUCCGCCAUUCAAAAUCAACGCAAUCCCUAACAUCCUUCACAACAAUCAUCCCCUCCUCCAGCUCCGCCCCAACAAAAUCCCAAAUCCAAUCCCCAAAUCAAAAUGCCCCGGCAGAUAUAUUCUCCCUCGCAGCAACAACCCUCGACAUCCUAACAACCCUCCACAAAAGAACCCUCUCCUCAUUUGCAACGCACCGCAGCGCCAGAAACAGAUCCGCAGGACGCGGAGGCGGGAUAGCAGAUGCAUCCUUCCAUCUUUCGAAGAAUGCCGUGCAGGUUCAAUCGUGGAUUGCGUUGUUAGAGGGUGAUGCGUUGAAACGGUGUCGACGGGAUAGACGAUCGGAUAGUGUUUUCUGGGGUGUGCCGAAGAUGUUGAUUGUUGCUGUUGAGAGGGGGUCUGGGGGGAAAGGGGUUUUGCAUUGUGGGAAGGGGAAGGGGAGGAAGGAGGGUGGGUUGGAGGAUAUUCGAGAGAUGGAUGUUGGGUUUGUGGGGGCUUCUGAGUCCGGGUCUGUUUCGGAGUCUGUUUCGGAGUUUGAUUUUGGGUUUGGGGGUGGGAGUGAGAGUGAGAGUAAUGUUGAAGAUGGACAUGUUUUUGAUCUCGAUAUUGAGGAUGUUGAGUUUGAAGAGCCUGAUAUACAUGAGCAGGCCUUGCCUCACCUGUAUCUGCCAGAGUUGGAUAUGAACAUUACUGGGAUGGAAGGUUUGACGCUUAAAUAA
This is a messenger RNA of Penicillium concentricum, 2112 nucleotides long. Its product is annotated as protein kinase domain-containing protein. NCBI's taxonomy places the organism in Eukaryota, Fungi, Ascomycota, Eurotiomycetes, Eurotiales, Aspergillaceae. Bases 1 to 2112 code for a protein of 703 amino acids. Gene Ontology annotation, biological process: protein phosphorylation. Gene Ontology annotation, molecular function: ATP binding; protein kinase activity. The record is from RefSeq and is a predicted model, not a curated record. The transcript has 2 exons.